AUUGAAGAACUGUCUCUCCAAAAGUGGAUCUCUAUUCACUUUCAGAGGCGAGAUGGAGGGAGGGAUGAAACUAGUGGUUAAGAAGCAUGAUGCCACUAACACUCAAGUAAGGGAGAAAGCGAAGUCAGAAAUCCAAACCAUCCUCAAAGCUAGACAUAAAAAUGUGAUUAUGCUCUUGGGCUCAUCUACAGCAGAAUCUUUCCUGUUUACUGUAUAUGAGUAUGCUUGCAAUGGUUCACUUGACAAGUAUCUAUCAAAAGAAAGCUCCAGACCAUUGAUCUGGAAAGAAAGGAAACGAGUGGUAAUAGGCCUUGCCCGAGGCCUCAAGUAUCUACAUGACAAUAACAUUGUUCAUUGCAAUAUAAAACCAAGCAAUAUUCUUCUAACACAUGACUUCAAUCCACUGAUUGGAGAUUACAACUUUGGGAGAGAACAAGAAUUGAAGUCCUACAAAAAUAAAAACAGAGAGGAUUAUGAAUACGUAGCACCAGAAUUCCAGGAGAAAGGGAAGUUAUCAUCAAAGGCAGAUGUAUACUCUUUUGGUGUAGUUAUUUUAGAGUUGAUCGCAGGGCGAAGGACUACAGAUUUCACGUCAGAACAUAAAAGCCUUGUUGAAUGGGCAAAGCCUCUACUUAAAAAGAAGAAUUACUCAGAAUUGGUGGAUCCCAUAAUCAGAAACUCAUACGAAGAGGAUCACCUUCGUUGGAUGGUCCAAGUAAUAACAGAAUGUUUGGAAAAGAAUCCUAAGAAAAGGUCAUCAAUGAAUAUGGUUGUUUCUGCAUUACAAGGCAUAGCAGACAGUGAACUCGACCACAUGACAGACGAUAUUACUCCAGCUGUAUCAGAUUCGAGAAGUGUGCCAGAAAUAAAUGGUUCUCAAGGUAACAAAUAAAUCCAGAACAAGAAAAAUUAUAAAUACAAUGAGGAAAGCAGAAAAUUGUAGAGGAGUUUAUAGGUGAUUUUAUAGGAAAUUCAAUAAAUUGAAAGUUUUAAAAGGGCUAUUUCAUAAGCUGGAAGAACAUAACAGCCUCCAAAUAAAGAGGGGUGGGAGAGGAUACCCAAUGUAUAUUAGUAAUCUUUAGGUAAAAGAAAGUUUACGUAUGGGAGGGAGGUUAUAGGUUAGACCAUGUAAAAAGAACCCUAUUCUUGGUACGUACAAAAGACAUAACAAUGAAGGACCAAGGGUAGGGAACAAAGCAAAAUCAGAGU
Vigna umbellata (rice bean) is the source of this 1209-nucleotide messenger RNA. The record is from RefSeq and is a predicted model, not a curated record. NCBI's taxonomy places the organism in Eukaryota, Viridiplantae, Streptophyta, Magnoliopsida, Fabales, Fabaceae.